AUGCCUUAUCUUAAAACUAGAAUAGCUGUAGCUAGGUCGCAAGUUUAUCGACAGAACAAGGUUGGUUGCUGGUUUGUACUAUCUUCUUUAUUACUAUUGCUGGAUGGAGUUUGGGGGGCUAGCAGGUUGAGUGUGAAUAGUGAGCGAAGUCAGAGUAGCAUUAGUAGUGAUGCGACUAUAGGUAGAAAACCGGUUUGGAGAAAGUCAAGUAAGAUGGCUACAACAUUACGCGGAAUUGGGUUUGAUCUUGGCGAUGAUCACGAAACUGUGUGGAUUCAACCCUACAAGCCCGAGGCGUAUGGACAGGCCUAUUAUAUAGUAAAGUGCUCGGCUAGCGCAAUCAACUUCACGAUGCCAUUUUAUUCCAAUGCAGAUGAAGCCAAGCUGGCUUUGGAUAGGUUGAGAGAGGUGGCCGUCAUUAAAACCACUGCCAUUAGAGUGACAUACAGAAGAGCCAAUAUAAGCUGUUAUACAGAAAACCUGCAAAUUAUAUCUCGAGUUAUUAACGUGGUUGAUUGUAAGAAUCUAGUGCUUUAUUUGAAUCCUAAUCGGCCAAAGAAUGUGGAUCCUGAUAAGAUAUAUUUGAACUUUAGUUUACCAGAGGCAAAUAGUACAAUUGAGCGCGCUAAGUUAGGCCCAUCAUGUACGCUCCGGUUUUCGACUCGCGCGCAUAAAUCGCUUCCAAAUUUGAUGGCCGAAGGUAUUGCCUUGGUGCGAUCGAUUUCAACGCUCAUUCUGGAAGAUUUGCAGUUUGAAGACUUCACAUUUAUGGACCAACUAACGCUAAGUGAUGAAUACGCCCUAUACUUCAGAUAUUUACCGGAGGUUGUCAAGCUUAAUUUCAGGUUUAUGCACCACGCGUCUCCCAGAUGCCAGCAGAUCUCUAUUGCGGGCCCCAAAGACACAAAGCUAACCAUACUCGGUCUUGAGAAUGCCACUAUGACAAUCCAUCCACGGCUAGUUCUGGUGGUUGAUUGGGGACUUCUUCAGAAUUUGGCCAUGAACAACAAGGCCACAAUCACAGUCCAUGAGCUUGUCGGGCGUGCAACUGAACCAAUUCCUGGGCAUCCGUCUAUUUAUGCCCCCAUAAUGAUUAAUGCCAAGAAAGUUGUUACUGAAAUUGCCGCCAAUAUAGAGUGCGGCCACAACGAUUUCAUCCUCCGGCCCUACACCAAAGACAUUUGUGCCAGGUAUGGCAUCAAGACCGACAGCGUUCGAAUCUACUAUAGAGACGAUCGCAACGACAUGCUUAGGACACUCGAGAUACUUCAAAAGUGCAAUGCUUUAGCAAUAAUACCAAAGGAAGUCCAGGAAAGGGACGUUGUAUGUUACGGCAGAAGACUUAGCGUCCCCGAUUGGGAGCUUCAGGAAACAGUUAGCUUUCGACUUAGCCAGCUCCCGAAGUGGGAAGAUUUCAAGCUAGAGGCACAGUAUGGCUCAAAGUUCUGUCAGGCUAUACGCUACAAAACCAUCCGAAUUCUUGGCAGGCAGGCUCGUUAUGAAGAACAGCGCCAACAAGUCCAGCAUCUUAUAGAACUAUUUCGGUGUCUUGUUGUGGAUGAGCUUAGAAUCACCAAUCUCUGCGACGACACUCAAGACAAUAGCUUCUUCCUUCCGAGAAAUCUUCAAAGAGACAACUGGGGCCGUAGCCAAUACCAGCUUGACAUUAAGCUUUUGGUGCUAGACCGUGUUGACAACCGCUUCCUUUAUUGGAUGAUAAAGCACUAUCUGUUCAAGGGUAACAUCGAGGUGCACAUUUUGAACCAGCGCUUCACGAAUCUAAAUGUAGCCGUGCUACUCUCUAAAUCAAUAACCCCACAGAUAUCAAAACUUGUACUCAAUGACUUCUUUGAGCUAAACGAAAUCAAAUACUACAACCAACCAGAGAAAAUCCACGGGUUCUCUUUAUUCAAAUAUGCAUCCACCAAAGCCGCCGAAGGAGUAACAGACGAGUUUACUUGCCUGUCCAAACUAUUCCUAGAUCUGGGCUGUCUUGAUUGUAGGGACUAUGAUAGUGUCUUAACCACACUUGCGGCCUAUAAAGUCGGGUUCCGAUCGGCUUCAUUCGAUGUGUACAUUAACAACGCCAUAACGGCCUACACAAAAGGGCUAGCCGCCGCCUGUCCAGACCGGUCACAGGAGCAUGAGGAAGCCUGGCUAAACAACAAGGAGGACGAGAGCGACCUGAGAACAUUAGUGCUUUAUUGGCUUGAUAUAAAGGACAUCAAAAUAGACAAUAAUGAGCGUCGUGCUAACAGCCAGUCACAGGCCGAACCAGACCAACUACAAACCCAGUCCGUCAAUAACCUUUGGCUAUACUUCAGUGAUUACCAGUUCAUAAGCGAAAAGCGCUUGGCAAUCAUUAUUCAAUGGGCAGCCUGGCGAUUUAAAGGUCUGAUCAGUCUGCACUUAGCAAACCUUAAGGUGCUACAAAGGAAGAAGAAUAUACUAGCCAGCCGAACCUAUUGGCUCAUUGACCAACCAUUGCUCAAAACCGUUACAUUGUCCGGGCAGGGCCCCAACCGCACACCUUUUUAUUUAACAAUCUCCCUUUAUCACAAUGCCUUACUAGAAUGCUUUGUUAGCCCAAAUCCCCCGUUUGUGGUUGUAUUAAAGGCCAUACGCACCAACCCAAGACCAACCUAUGGCUACAGUUUGCAAUUCUCCUACGACAUAUGUUCCGAUCACAUCGACAACCACCAAGCCCUCAUAGAAGCCACAGUAGGUCUAACAUGGAAUAAGUACGUUAGGAAUUGCAGACGAUGCAGCCGAAUCCGCGCUCGACCCACGCAGAUACCGAGAAAAAGAGAGAGGAAGACGAAUAAGGUCAGCACAGAUGAGAACAAGCUAAAAGCUGCGAACUCCGAGCACAUGCACGACACAUUAGCUUACCUCACUGUACCAUACCUACACUGCCAGAUUUGUGCAUGCAUUAACCACGAUGUGUAUUAUCCAACAAUACCGGAUGAGCAGCGGCAAACAAAGGAUUGCCGCUUUAUAGUCCAGAUGCUGCCCACAUUUAUCUUCGCCGAGGGCAGUACCCAUAAUAUCCCCCCAAAGUUCCAAGCUCUCAUAGAAAAGCCAAUACACUGCUCCCAAGUCGAUUUGUAUGCCGCCACCUACUUCAAGUCAGCACUCGCCUCAGUACUCGAAAAGGAACUAGAAUCCGGAAUCAUCCAACUAGUCCACAUCAUCAGCACAUGA
Molecule: messenger RNA, 3204 nt
Organism: Nematocida homosporus
Lineage: Eukaryota; Fungi; Microsporidia
Exons: 1
Coding region: 1-3204 (1067 amino acids)
Source: RefSeq, a predicted model, not a curated record